Atta colombica is the source of this 1119-nucleotide messenger RNA. It is a transcript of the gene Ms, whose product is annotated as myosuppressin. The transcript is spliced from 3 exons. NCBI's taxonomy places the organism in Eukaryota, Metazoa, Arthropoda, Insecta, Hymenoptera, Formicidae. The record is from RefSeq and is a predicted model, not a curated record. The coding region runs from base 417 to 704 and encodes 95 amino acids.
UCUCGUCCGGGCCUCACGCUGAUCACCCCACGCGACACUUGUCUUUGCAACCCUUUGUCCUUCUUCAUCGAGCCAUCGUCCACAUUCACGUUCGCGAUACGUCGACGGUGAUCUCCGUUUUCUUCUCGUUCACCCUCCAUCUCGCGCGUUACAUCGCGAGACAUCCCGCGAUUCUCCGCACCAUCCCAUCGCCUUUCCGUACGGACGUCUGUCCAAGUCACCAAGCCAGAACUUCGGGGAUCAAAUUCGGGGAUAUCACAUCCCUCGUGCAAAUUCGCGGUCCCAUUCAGACUGACUCGAAGUCUACCGGUGCAAUAAAGGGGGUGAACAAGCGCGACGAAGUUGUAAGCCUCUUUUGCUGACUAUCUGCUCUCAACGAUCAUCUUCUUUGCUAUCUUCACGCUUUCAGUCCGAAAAUGAUGAGCUCGACGCUGAUGAUCCUCGUAUCCGUGACGACUAUGGCAGUCCUCUCCGGCGAAGCUCUCGCCGGAUCGCCUGGUAUUUCAUGCAACCCAGGAUUUCUUGAUGAACUUCCACCCAGAUUCCGUAAAAUCUGCAUGGCAUUCGCCAGAAUAUGGGACGUUAGGGACAUGAAUGACUUCAUUGACGACAAAGAAUAUCGAGAGAACUUACCGCGGUACGACAGCACUGUCAAGAGACAAGAUGUCGAUCAUGUUUUCUUGCGCUUUGGAAAACGACGUUAGAACCAGGCAUCACACUCUGCUCUCUAUUCGCAAGCGAUAAACGAUUCGAGUUACCCUUAAGUUUCUCAUUCAAUCAUUUCAUCGUCUAGAAAACUCAGCUCGUCAAUGGAAAAUGUAAAAAAAAAAAAGGAAAAAAAAAGAAAAGAGUAAGAGCAACAUCUCACCGAAAAAUGAUCUCGUUAAUAUCGCUAAUGGUUUAAUAAUUUUCAUUUUCAUUUUUGCUGUAUAUAAACAGCAUUUAAGAGACCAAAUUGAUCCUCUCGAGCGUUCUGACUCUGCGUGAAAGUAAGUGAAAGUAAUAUCUUGUUAAAUAUGGAUUUUACGCGCAUUAAAGCAAUUAGUUUUGCUCUCUUUGUUUGACAAAAGCGAAAACUUUAAAGGAACUUUAAUUAACAAUUAAACAUAUAUUAUAUUA